This is a messenger RNA of Puccinia graminis f. sp. tritici CRL 75-36-700-3, 2146 nucleotides long. RefSeq names its product gamma-glutamyltransferase. The record is from RefSeq and is a predicted model, not a curated record. Gene Ontology annotation, biological process: glutathione catabolic process. Gene Ontology annotation, molecular function: glutathione gamma-glutamate hydrolase. Bases 48 to 2003 code for a protein of 651 amino acids. Gene Ontology annotation, cellular component: plasma membrane; fungal-type vacuole. Lineage: Eukaryota; Fungi; Basidiomycota; Pucciniomycetes; Pucciniales; Pucciniaceae. The transcript has 5 exons.
GUUUGAGAAAGUCCAAGACAGCGUGUGUUUUAAAGAACUCGAGGGCCAUGGAAGACAAGCCAUCCAUCCAUCGCGAGAGGAAAGAGACAAAGCAUCGACUGAAUUUGCUGGACAAGAUGAUCCAUCAAUCCUUGAAACCUGCUACCCUCACAAGAUGCCUGGACCAAGACAGCCCUGCAAGCCGGCCACCGCGCAAUGGACGACUCAAUCGAACUUACCUCCCUCUUCACCUACUCAUGAUGCCGAUGAUUUGGUUUUUUGUAGCCAGCGGUGUCCGAGCCACCGGCUCCGAUCGAUCAGGCUCUUCUAGCUUCAACUCGACUCACGAGCGUCACCCUGCUUAUCUACUCACUGGAACCAAUGGUGUCGUUGCUAGCGAGGAGAUUCGCUGUUCGACAAUUGGCAUCGAUGUUUUGAAAGACAAUGGGACUGCAACCGAUGCAGCCAUAGCUACCGCACUUUGUGUUGGUGUUGUCAACUCGUUCUCCUCUGGGAUCGGCGGCGGAGGAUUCAUGAUCAUCAAGCCACCAACUGGAUGCAAGCACAAGCCUUGUUCGGUGCAAGCUCCAAUGACCAUCAACUUCAGAGAGACCAUGCCCAAUGGUGAAUUCUUCAUGGAGGCUGCCCUGAAGAGCUCCUCGAGCAGGGUCGGGGGUCUUUCGAUCGGAAUCCCUGGUGAACUGGCUGGUUUUGAAGCCGCUUAUCGACGCUUUGGUGGCGGAGUCACUUGGAAAAGGAUCUUCCAACCUUCGAUCGAUCUGGCCAGGAACUUCUCAGUCGGGUCCGCCCUGUCUUCCAAGCUUUCCACUCCGAACGCAGACUGGAUGAGAACUAAGCGAGAAUGGCAGACCAUCUUCCAGCCUGUAAAUCACUCCCAACCAUCCCGACAAGGGCAAUGGAUCCAAAGACCCCACUACGCCAGGACGCUUGAGACCAUAGCCGAAAAGGGCAUUCAUCCAUUUUAUCAUGGAGAUAUCGCCAAACAGCUCGUCGAAACCAUCAAUCGAGAGGGUGGUAAAGUCAGUUUGAAGGACUUCCAAGCGUAUGAGCCCGUCGUCGAACAAGCCAUUAACACAACCUACCACGGGUAUAACAUUUGGACCACUGGGCCGCCCUCAUCGGGUGGGAUCCUAUUGCAUGUCCUGAACAUCCUCGAGCGCUAUUCGCUACACCGUCAUACUCGAAGCCCAUUAGCCGAACAUCGGUUUGUCGAAUCACUCAAGUACGCUGCGGCAGCUCGGACAGAACUGGGGGAUCCGAGCUUCCUGGGCUCGGCUCAGCUAACCCGAAUCAAACAGAUCAAGUCGAAAGCCUAUGGCCUCGAGACCUCGCUGAAAAUCGACGACAACCGAACGUAUGAGUAUUCGCACUAUCAUCCCAAGUACGAUACCGUAGAGGAUCACGGGACGACCCAUCUGAGCGUCAUCGAUCGCUUCGGCUCCGCCGUCUCACUCACUUCGACCAUCAAUCUCUACUUCGGCGCGAAGGUCAUGGACCCGCACAAUGGGAUCAUCCUGAACAACCAGAACGACGACUUCAGCCUACCCGGUCAAUCGAAUGCCUUCGAGCUCUUCUCCUCUCCAUUGAACCAUCCAGCCACCGGCAAACGUCCCGUCAGCUCGAUGUCCCCCAUCAUCGUCGAUUACCUGCAUCCGCAACCCAAUCAGCAACCCGAAUUCUUUUGUGCCCUGGGCGCUAGUGGUGGUAGUCGUAUCUUUGGCGCCGUCGCUGGUACUCUCUUGAAAUUACUUUGGGGAUACGACCUUUCACAUGCGAUCGAAGACCCCCGAGUGCAUCAUCAACUACGACCCAAUGAGGCUUCAAUUGAAACCACCUACCGAUCCGAUUUUAUCGACGGCUUAAGGUCCAGAGGACACAACAUCUCGAUGGUUGAGAUCACGGAGGCCAUGUCAGUCGUCAAUGGGAUCCAUAAGAGAAUCUCCGACGAUCUCUUGUUUGGGUCUAGUGACAGUCGCAAGGGCGGCGUCCCUGCCGCUUACUAAUUCUCCACUCUCUCUUAAACCCUUAUGCCUUUAAAGCCAUUGGACAUGUGUGUACAUAGACUGAUUGCUGUUUCUCCUUAAUUUUUAUUGUUGUUUCUACUGUUGUCUUAAAUCGAUAUUCGGGAAAUAGGUUUUUAACCAGA